Lolium perenne is the source of this 2116-nucleotide messenger RNA. The record is from RefSeq and is a predicted model, not a curated record. Lineage: Eukaryota; Viridiplantae; Streptophyta; Magnoliopsida; Poales; Poaceae.
GACCAAAGAAACAUUGUAAUGCCUAGCAUCCUGCUAUUUUUAUGAUGAAAAAUUAAUCAAUCCACACGCCUAUACCUGCUCCAGGACAAGAAGCAGGAAAAGUAGAGUAUCACCUCAGGCCCAAUUCGGUGCCAGUGUUUUUAGCAGUGUUUGGGCCGGUUUUGGGGUGUUUUUUUCGGGCUCGAUGAAAACACCGCAAAACACCUCAAAACGCGCCUGGGCUGUUCGGGAGGCCGGUUUCGGCCCGUUUAGGCCCGACGAAACCGGCCGAAACCCGUCGGGCUGGGGUGGAAGGAAAACGCGAGCACCCCCUCGCGUUUUUGCGUGGCGGCGAGAGGGCGACGUGGGCGCGAGGGAGGAAGACGACGCCGGUCGCCGCUCCAAGACCACGCCGCCGCCGAAGCUCCCUCCACGCUCCAAGACCACGCCGUCGACGCUUCCCCCUCUCAGGAAAAAGGGUCCUGCAGGAAAAAGGGUCCUGCCGCCGCCGACCUGGACCUCCUGCCGCCGCCCCCUCCUCUCCGUUGAAGCUGGAGUCAUUCGGUCUCUAUUCACGGAUUCUUGCGGGAAUUGACGAGCCGCCGCCCUCCUGGGACCCUGUGAGCACGCCGGACUUCGGUAUGUCCACAACCUACUUAUUGCUUUUCGUUAAUGCUUUAUGGAUGUUUGUUAGAGCUUUAUGCAUGUUUGUGACUGCUUAUUGCUUUCCGUUAGUCUUAAAUGGAUCAACGAAGCAUAGAACGGAUUAGGAAGAGGAAGAGGGACGAUGAUGAUGAGCUAUUCUUCUCCAUUCUACCAGCACUGUACCUCUACCUGAAAAAUACAGAAAAGACUAAACGUCAUUCCUCCAUCACUUAUGGCAGAAGGAAAGUUAGGAGACUUAUUAAUGGUCAUCUUAAAGAUUGCUUGACUGCUUUUAGGAUGGAACCAGAAAUCUUUAGAUGGAUUGCAUCUUAUCUUAGAACUGAAGGUCUUAUAUCAGAUAGCGACACCAUAAAGGUCGAAGAAAAGUUGGCCUUUUUCCUGUAUAUGCUAUCACACAAUGCAUCGUAUGAGGAUCUACAGGUGGCGUUUCAGCAUAGCGCCUCAACAUUCCAUGAUUACCUCAACGAGUUUUUUGAUGUUGUUCCCAUCCUGGCAAGUCGUUUUCUGAGGCCUCGACACAUUGACGGGCCACAUUCCAAAAUCGCAAAUGAUGACCGCUUCUUCCCAUAUUUUGAGGUUUCAUUUUUUCUUUGUCACUUCAAAAAUUUCUUUUCUUAUCUUAUUCCGAUAAUCUAAAGAACAAUGACUACCAUUCCCCUUCCCAUUUGCAGAAUUGUUUAGGUGCCAUAGACGGGUCACAUGUUCCUGUCACUAGGUCUCCUCAACUUCAAGCUCCGUGGAGGAAUAGGAAAGGGUCACUAAGCCAGAAUCUUAUGCUAGCCUGUGAUUUUGACCUGAAUGUGACAUUCAUAUCGUGUGGAUGGGAAGGUUCAGCUACUGACGCCCGAGUACUUAGUUCGGCGCUACUCAAUGGUUUUAAUGUACCAGAUGGAAAAUUUUAUUUAGUGGAUGGCGGUUACGCAAACACCCAGCACUUCCUUGCACCAUACAGAGGUGUAAGGUAUCAUUUGAAAGAGUGGGGCCAUGGUCACCAUGCGCCGCAGAACCAUAUGGAGUUAUUUAAUUACCGACAUGCCGUUGCAAGAAAUCACAUUGAAAGGCUUAUAGGAAUUCUGAAGAAACGGUUCCCAAUCCUAAAUGUUGGUACUUUCCAUUCUAUAACAAAUCAAGUGAAGAUCCCAGCUGCUGCAGCGGUGUUCCAUAAUAUAAUAAAAUUGCAAGAUGGAGAUGAGGAGUGGCUUGAGGAUCAAGAGGAUAACAUAGACCCUGCUGUGUUUGUGGAUCUGCCAAAUGGUGAUGGAGAAAAUAUCCAAGAAAACCAGCUCCACGAGAACCAUGUGCUAGGCAAUCAAUUGAGAGAUCACAUUGCUUUUCAAAUGUGGAAUGACUACAUUGCCUAAAAGAUUUGUAGUGUUUUAUCAUGUAACUGGGAACUAUUUUGUGGUGUUUAUUCAUGUAACAAAGGAACUGUUUCGUGGUGUUUAACUAUGUAAUAAAGAACUAUUUCUAA